AUGUGUAAAUUCCGAAUCUCCGUCAUGCUUUGCCAAUGCUCAGACCCGGCCUGCCUCAGUAGAACAGAAGACCUGGGCCAGCUCGAAAGCGAAGUGAUGCAGCAGCAUGGCGGCCACAUCCUCUGGAUUAGCACGUAUCUUAGAGAAGGCCCUCUGUGCUUGGAUUCUUUCAUCAACGAAGACCCCGAUCGACUAGUCGUCAGGUACGGUAUGGAUCCGACCAAUGGCAACAGUAAACAGGAUUGUAAGAAUCGCGCCAUCAUCAUCGAUCCAGCCGUCAAGAGAUGCAUCAUCAUGUGUAAUCCUUGCAAGGCUUACUGCGAGCUCGGCCCACCUUCGUCAGGCUCCAUCAAAAGUCAGGAAGAGUAUAUAGACUUUAGUCGUGUUGACGAAGAGAUAUAA
Messenger RNA from Trichoderma atroviride IMI 206040, 402 nucleotides. RefSeq lists its product as uncharacterized. The record is from RefSeq and is a predicted model, not a curated record. Lineage: Eukaryota; Fungi; Ascomycota; Sordariomycetes; Hypocreales; Hypocreaceae.